Messenger RNA from Penicillium hordei, 201 nucleotides. RefSeq lists its product as uncharacterized. The record is from RefSeq and is a predicted model, not a curated record. Bases 1 to 201 code for a protein of 66 amino acids. The transcript is spliced from 2 exons. Lineage: Eukaryota; Fungi; Ascomycota; Eurotiomycetes; Eurotiales; Aspergillaceae.
AUGAUUCAGAAGGGCAGUAAUCGGACCCAACGCGAAUUCGUCACGACGUUGACACGGCUGCGCAGAAAGUGCGCACUGCUUUUGGCCCCGAGCAAUUUGGGUGUCGGUAACAAUGAUGCUUCUGAUGGACUUGACGGCGGUCAAUGCAACUCGCGCUGUGUCACAGUUAGACCCGCUGUUGCGCUUGGCGACAGCCAUUGA